Molecule: messenger RNA, 951 nt
Organism: Cuscuta epithymum
Lineage: Eukaryota; Viridiplantae; Streptophyta; Magnoliopsida; Solanales; Convolvulaceae
Source: the annotation of a GenBank genome assembly
AUAAUUAUGUAUUCGUAUGUAUUUGUACAUUGUGCCAGUAUCAAGCAGUUUAUACAAAAUUUCUACAUGUUUUGGUCAAAUUAUAAGUGAUAUCGAUCUACAAAAUGCAUAAAAAGUGAACAAAUUAAAUACUACGUACCUUUUUCCAUUUCAGGCGCCUUCUUGGGCUAUGACAAAUGAAAUCAUAAAACAAACCCAAAUGUGUUUUAGAAACAUCAGAGGUAGAUUCUGAUGUACACAUAGUUUUACCCAUUUUGUGUAUACUCUUCUAGUUACAUGUAACUUUUGAAUGAAAUACUUGUGUACAAAAUGUAUACACAAAAAUGUGUACAAAAUAUGUACCAAACUACUUUUGUCAAAAGUUAAUCAAGAAUCAGGGCAAGGAAGCAUGCCUCUUGAAUACUGAUGAAGAUUUUUUGAACAUAAGUAGUUUCUUCAACAACUUCACCAUUAGAAACGGGGAAAGCAUCCCACCACCACCAACUGCCUUCCUCCUCUUGCGCAUUUCCAUCGCCGCCGCCGCCCGUUUUUCAUUCGCCGGAGGAGGAGUCACAUCCGGCGACCACCGGGGUUCUGAAACGUCGUCGGUAUGGAAUCCCGCUGACCCACUACUCCCGUGCAAUUCGUCGUUGAAAUCCUCCCACAACACGUCCAUCCCCUCAUCCGCGCCGCUGAGAACUUCCGACCCGGGGGAGCUUUUCCGGCAGCCGGAGUUCAUCUCCGACUGAGAGGGAAUCAUCCACAGAUCUAGAGAUGAUGGAGUGGUCAUCAGGUUGAGGUGGACGGAGACGCCGUUAGCGGCGGUGGGAAGGCAGAGAGUUUCUGUGACCAUUUCUUGAUCAAGCUAAAAUGUAUUUGGUGGUAGACUUUGAGGGUUAAUUCGAAAGAGAUUGGAGUGUUUAUUUAUAUGUACGUAAAGGAGGUCUUUGUCAAACAAUAAAUAAAAGGGGU